GCAUUUUCAGCAGAUGCCCACUUCAUCAGUGCCGUCGCUGUAGUCUGCUGGCUUGAUAAUCAUGAGCUCGGACGUUAUUAAACGUGCGAAUCCGGCUGAUGAUUAUGAGCUUCUGCAACGGGUAGGAUCAGGCACCUAUGGCGAGGUCUACAAGGCACGACAUAUCAGGAGCGGAGAGUUGUCAGCUGUGAAGGUUGUAAAACUCGAAGCUGGAGACAACUUUGCCAUUAUCCAGCAAGAAAUAUUGAUGAUCCGGGAAUGCUCUCACCCUAACAUUAUCGCAUAUCAUGGCAGUUAUCUACGGCGAGACCGAUUGUGGAUUGUGAUGGAGUACUGUGGAGGAGGUUCACUGCAGGAUAUCUACCAUAUGACUGGACCAUUGUCAGAGCUUCAAAUUGCUUUCGUAUGUCGCGAAACAUUAAAAGGUCUGGAUUAUCUGCACAAGAUGGGAAAGGUACAUCGUGAUAUCAAGGGUGCAAAUAUCCUCCUCACGCAUGGAGGCGAUGUGAAAUUGGCUGAUUUUGGUGUUGCUGCACAAAUAACUGCCACACUUGGGAAACGAAAGUCUUUCAUUGGGACACCUUACUGGAUGGCACCUGAAGUUGCUUGUGUGGAACGUAGAGGUGGUUAUGGCGUUCAGUGUGAUGUUUGGGCUGUGGGUAUAACAGCUAUUGAAUUGGCUGAAUGCCAACCUCCUUUGUUUGAGCUCCACCCGAUGCAGGUUUUGUAUCUCAUGACGAAGAGCAGCUUCAAACCUCCACAUUUGAAGGAGAAACAUCGCUGGUCGCCGCUGUUCCACGAUUUUGUUCGCCAGUGUCUCACGAAAAAUCCGAAGAAGCGACCUGCACCUGACAAGCUUUUAGCAACUCAUCACUUCGUGCUCGGUUCUUUGAGUUCGAGAAUGACAAGAGAUCUCCUAGAUAAGGUGAAUAACGGCUCUUCUGCUCGGCUGCUUCAUCGGGAAAGUCAAGAGGAAGACGAUAAGGACAGCGGCGAAGAAGAAGAGGAAGAUUUGCGUCCACAAAAUGUUCCACCAAUGCGAAUUGGCCUGCCGGACCGUCUAGAUGGUCUUCGAUUAGGUGGAGUUGGACGAAGUCGCGACGUCACACCAUCGACUCCAUCGUCGAUUUCGUCAGCGUCCUCUCGCAGCACAUUCCAUACUGAUCGUACGCUUCCUGCAAGGGACAUGCCGCCAUUGCCCGAUGUAGUCUCUGGGGAUGCACUGCUUCAUGAUGGUAAUGGCGUUAUAGAGGAUGACGUGGGAACAUUAGUCGCUCCAAGAGCUGCACCGCGAACUCUGCGAGCAAUGCAAAGCCCCGCACAUAGAUCCUCUUCAUUGGAACACAAUGAUGCCGUCCGUCUGCGGCCGGUUACCGCUGAGGAAGCUGAUCGACCGAAAACAUACUUUGGAAUGCCUGUUACACCUAAGGUGGUCAUGGGCGCUUGUUUCACGAAGAUGGUCCAUGAAUGUAGUUUGCGGAUUAACUGCGCUGGUUCAUGGAUACAUCCGGGGACAGGUGCACAGUUCCUGCUCCUCGGAUGCGAGGAGGGAAUCUAUGCCGUCGAUACAAAUAAGCUGUAUGAUGGAGAUUUAAAUAAGAUCCAUCAUAGACGAUGUUCGUGGUUAUAUGUACAUCAUGAUGUACUCAUGGCCAUGCAAGGCAGGACCUCCUAUCUGUACAGACAUGAUUUGGUGGCACUUUCUCAGAAGAAUCUCACUUUGCGUAUCAGCAAGCCAAUCAAUAAAGUACCCGAAAGAUACAUUCCCAAAAAACUUGCGAUAACGGUCAGAUUGCCAGAGACCAAAGGUGCCAUGCAGUGCACGACUUCACGGGGCACAGGUCCACAGGCAGGAUCUGUAUUUCUCUGUUGUUGCACUCCUUCUUCAGUUUUGUUGUUUCAAUGGUAUGAACCUCUGAACAAAUUCUUGCUCGUGAGGUCAUCUGAACUUGACAGUUCCUUACGAUUUCCGCUAAGUCCUUUUAAGUUGAUCAACGCACGCACCGAUUUUCCUCAGCUUUGUGUUGGUGUACAGGCUACUGAGAGUAACGACAAGUACGAAUUCAGCUGGGUGAAGUUUGAAGACAGAAAGAUAUUGAAUCCGACGGAAACUCUUGACGUUUCUAUGUUCAACAACGCGAAGCUUGAUGUAGUAGGAAUGUCGCAGAUUGGGAAGGAUUCGUUACUGUUUGCCUACAAAAACAAGGUAGUUAUCACUGACCUAGAGGGACGAGAGAAGACAAAAUUAGCUGUGUUUACCUUCAAUUUCCACAUAGAAUAUAUACAUACAAUGCCGGAUUCAAUAUUGGCUUUCCAUUCUCACGGAGUACAGGGAAGAUGUCUAUCGAACAAUACCGUAACGCAAGAUAUCUCCGAUAUGUCAAAAAUCUAUCGCGUAAUAGGCAAUGACAGGGUGAUCGCAUUGAAAUCGCAUCCGUUCAAGUCGUUAGUGUCGGCCCUAAGGGCCGCUUGCAAUCUAUUAUUGCAAGAAGCAGUCGCUCGCCCUAUGUGUAGCACAAGCUGGAUUACGUUUAACAUUCAUUUCAAGCUGCUUCAGACGAUACUUAUUUCAUCAAGUCACUUUGCUAGCGAAAGGUCGUUUAAAACCACUCUAAUUCGUCUGCAUGUAUGUGUGCCAAGUCACAUUUGCCAAGGCUGCUUCACACUUAUGCAUCUCAUAUCAAAAGGCCACGGCCAUUGA
Messenger RNA from Cylicocyclus nassatus, 2701 nucleotides. Lineage: Eukaryota; Metazoa; Nematoda; Chromadorea; Rhabditida; Strongylidae. The record is from the annotation of a GenBank genome assembly.